AUGUUUGAUGAUGGGUUACUUCGAGGACUUUCUCAUGGAGUAUGGGACACUUUAUACUCGGAACUCGAUUAUAAAAUACCCAAAAAAACUUUAUAUAUAUCGGUAUUGCAAAAUCGACACCAAUACCAAUCUAAACUUAAAAAAAAUUUGGGUUAUAUAGACAAAGACUGUGCUUAUACUAAAAAUGGUAGCUCUGAAACUUCUUCAAGUAAUGAUGAAGAAAUCCGCGAAAAGGAUGAAAAAACAUUUGAAUUAACUAUCCCUUAUUUAAAAUAUAUGGAAAUGGAACCAGAAAUAGUUUUGUAUAAAGAUGGCGCGGGUGUUAGAACGUAUGAAAUUCUUAAGCCCAAUACAUGGUCAGACAUUAUAAAUGAUUAUAUUAUCCAAGAACUUAAACUACCAUGUAACUAUUUGUACAAGCGAUGUAAAGUCAGAAGUGAUAUGUCAAAUAGUCAAUAUUUUUUAUAUUUUGUAGCUGCUUGUAAAGAUUGCAAUAAUAGUUUAAAGGGAUGGAGUAAUCAAAAACCGACUAGAGGACAACCACUGGAGUUAAAAAUAUGUACCAACGACACAAGAGGAAUGGAAUCUAUACAUUUUAGUAAAAGACCACUGAGAGGUACUAAACGUGAUAAAGUUGCUAACGAGCUGGUUACGGAUAUUCCCAGUAAUUGGAGGCGAAAGAAAGCAACAACAGAUAUGGAAUUUGGUAAUUUUUCUCCUCCUAACUUAUACCGCAAUGAAGUUUUACGUAAAGCUAAACAAGAACAUAAAGAUCAACUAUUAGGAAUCACUGUAAAAUGUCCUGUUUUAUCAUUGGUAGAACUAAAACAUUCUCAGUUUUCUGGAUCAAUACAUUCAAUUGGAAUUGAUCCAAUACUUGUUCACUACUGGAGUAAUCAUCAAAUUACUAUAUUUAAGGAUAUGUUAAAAAAAUACUGUAGAGUUUCUAUCGAUGCAACAGGUGGUCUUGUCAAAAAAACAAAACGAACUUCAUUCGAUUUAUUGUCUGCCCAUAUUUUCCUGUACGAAGUAGUUAUAAAUGCUUCAUAUGGCCAAAUACCUGUAUGUCAAAUGAUCUCCGAGAAACAAGACACCCUAACAAUUUGUAAUUGGCUUACGCGGUGGUUGAAUGCAGGGGUUGGCGUACCACAUGAAGUAGUUUGUGAUUACUCUGCUGCCUUACUGGGUGCCGUAACCAGGGCUUUUUGUAAUUUAAGUUUGCAGUGCUACGUAGAAAAAUGUUUUACUUCAUUAAUUGAGCAUGAAAAAGAACAAAGUUUACCGAAGUGUUAUGUACGUAUUGACGUGGCACAUAUGAUCAAAAUAUUUUGCCGUAUACCAUAUUUUAAAGGGAUACAUAACAAAAACUUAAAACACUUUUACGUGAGGUGUUUACGACUUCUGUUAACAUCAGUUUCUUUUGAAAAAUUCACUGAUAUUCUCAAGGCAUUGUUAACAGUUUCUAUGAGUGAAACAGAUGGAUGGUAUAACAACGAGCCAACACCAGCGGAGUCUGCAAGAAAAAUGCUAUUGGACAAAAUAAAAGGAAUUGAUAUAAAUUAUGAAGAUAUGACCGAUAUUGAUUCUGAAGUAGAAGAGAGUGUUUUGGAUGGAGAAAAAUAUGAUUGCGAGGAACCUAUUGAUGGAAUUAAAGAAUAUUUGGAAGAUAUUGAACAAUUUUCCAUUACGCAAUCAAAAAUAAAAGGAAAUCGCGAUUCUGCAUACUUUAUUCCAAACUUAUCCAAAACAAUUUUACGUUUAUGCAAGCAUUUUCCGAUCUGGACUGGAGUUAUGAAUGACAAAUUUCAAACUCCAUAUGUGAUUGCAUCUUCAGCAUCAGUGGAGAGUGAUUUCUCCGAUUUGAAAUCACGUAUCCUCCGUUUCGAAACGAAACCAAUGACUGCUGAUAGGUUUGUUGCCAAACAUCUAAAAUCAAUCGAAGGCAGCUCAAUUUUAUUUCGAAGUAGCCAGCUAAGACAUAAUCACAUAGAAAUUAAUAAGAAAUCUGUUAUGAAGGUGGAUGUUGAAUCAGACUAUAUAAUUUCAGAUUCAGAGACGAUAUUGCCAUCUUCAACAAAAACGAAUACACUAAUUCCUGUGCCGGAGGAAAUAAGUAUUGAAUCAAUCCAAAAGGAAAAAUUAAUACUAAAUGUUAGCUUUGAUUCGUUGGACAUCAAAAGAUUAGGGUCCGUUUCACCAAAUGAAUCGUACAUGCAUUUAGAAGGAAUUGAACCACUGACUAAAUUAAAUUCCAGCGAUGAUUCAACUUCCGAAAAAUCACUUGAAAAAUUUGAAAAUUGGGGUGGCUUAGGAAAGCCAAAUAUUCCAGUUUUUCCCAAAGGCUGUGAAAAUAAAUAUAAAAGAAAAAGGAAUACAACGUACAUGGAAAAAACUCCUGAAAUCGACAGAAUAUUGCAAAAAAAAAACACUCGGUCGAACUUGAACACCUUGCUUAUCAAUGGAAAUAUAGCAACACCAUUGCAUGUAGCCAAACAAAGAUAUAUUGUUAUGAACACGUGCCCGUUUGAUGCAUUAGCAGUAAUAAUAACUAUGGCAUAUACAGACUUUAAAACCUAUACGGCUUUUGUAGACUCUAGUGAAAACAACAUGUUGAGGUUUUGCAAAAGUCUUGCAUUAUAUGGACCAACCAAAAAAACAUACACAGAUCGACUCGAAUUAUUAAAACCGAUUUUUAAGAGCUCUGAUGAUAUUUCUCGUAUCAAAGUGAUUGAUGCUCAGUGUAAUGUAGCGUUCAUUGCAACAAAAUUAUUGGUAAACGCUCCAUCCGCAAUCGAAAAAAUACGGUGCACGACAGAUGGUUGUAAUAAUAAUAACAGAGAUAUUGAAAGCGCAACGUUAAUUUUAAGAUUUAAAGACGUUAAGAAUCUUCAAAAUUCAUUGGAUAAUUACACAAAGGAACAGGUUUAUGAAUGUGGUUAUUGUUAUAAGUUAUUAUCUUCAAGAAGAACUGUAAUGAACCACCUUUUGAUUGAGACGGAUACUUUGCCUGAAAAUCAAAGUAUUCCACUUUCGAUGUUUCCAACUCAAUUAGAAGCCGAAAAUGUCAAGUAUGUGUACAAUUUUUAA
Molecule: messenger RNA, 3087 nt
Organism: Macrosiphum euphorbiae (potato aphid)
Lineage: Eukaryota; Metazoa; Arthropoda; Insecta; Hemiptera; Aphididae
Source: the annotation of a GenBank genome assembly